This is a messenger RNA of Paracoccidioides brasiliensis Pb18, 4182 nucleotides long. RefSeq lists its product as uncharacterized. The coding region runs from base 1 to 4182 and encodes 1393 amino acids. Gene Ontology annotation, molecular function: protein binding. Gene Ontology annotation, cellular component: TORC1 complex; TORC2 complex. The record is from RefSeq and is a predicted model, not a curated record. Gene Ontology annotation, biological process: TOR signaling; regulation of actin cytoskeleton organization. The transcript is spliced from 2 exons.
AUGUCGCAACAUGCACAGGCGUCCCCGCCUCCGCCUCCUACGGAAGCGGGAAGACGGGUGGUGCCUAUGAAAGCUAGACGGGGGGGUAUUAGUUUAGGUGGGAAGCGCAAGUUAUCUCAAAGUGAGCUGUUUCGUCGACCGGGAACUAUCUAUCUCCCAUCUCAUUCCUACCACCACCACCACCAUCACCACCAUCGCCACCGCCAACAACAACAACAGUCGUCGCAAAUAGCUUCUGAGAAUGCUCCGGAAGCAUCGACAUCAUCGACAGCAGGUGUGAAAACUGAUGUAUCCACAAACAACCAGCCGAGUGCGAUUGUUCAGUCGGCAUCAUUGGCAGGAGGGUUCUCGCCAGAGCCGGAUUUGGAUGACAGCGAUUCAUUGGAUAAAAGGGCGCAAUCCUUGCUCCAUCAAUUUCUUUGUACCAGCUCAGCGAAGUUGAUGAAAUGGGCAGAUUCUGGGCUGAGGUCAGAGUCAGAGUCGCGUAAUUCCCAAGCACAAGCGGCACGGACUGCUGAUGGUGAAGUUAAGAAGAAUAUUUUUGGUGCUGAGGUUUUUCUCGAGGGAGAAGGAGACAUUGACUCGAAGAAAAUUGUUAAUUCUGAGAAGUUUCAUUCAAAUGAAAGUCUCUCGGGGAGAGCUCACGGUUCUCAAUGUUCUGGUGUUAUGCACAAUAGUAUAGCAACACCCGCAGCAACAACACCAAGGAAUCAUGUCAAUCUACCCAGCAAAAGCAUCCCACCGUUUUCAGGAAUAUCCGCUCAGAAUCAUACGCAGGAUCUGAACAACGAACACAUUGCUGUGUUACCUGAACUGGCUGGCAUUGCCAGCUCCUCUACAGCUUCAAAAAUCCAAAGUGCUCUGUCUGGCUUAGCAACCACAACUCCACCCUCAUAUCCCGUUCCUACUGUUGUUGUACUUCAACGUCCUCCCCCAGAAGUCUUUAUCAAACCAGGUUUACGAGCAUCUUCAACUUCCUUAUCCACAAACCCACCGGAGAAGCAUCCAAGGAAAAAGCCAGGACCAAAGCUUAAAAUGGCCCGUUCUUACUGCAGCACCAGCUCCUUUGUUCCGCCAGAAUGCCCAAGUGAGACUUCUGUACGACGUCCCCGGCGCGCUCGUGCUGCGCCAAUUAAUUACUACGCCAAACGUCCCGGAUUUUAUGGGUAUAAGGAUGAGGAGGAAGGUGAGGAAGAAACACGAGCUCCCGAACCUAUUAAACCACCAGAUGAUAGCCACAAGGAAACCACAUUGAAUGACCAACUCGCUCCAGUUCCUGAAUCUACACGCCCUCCAUUUCGUUCAGAAUACCGCUCUGGUUAUUUGCAACUGGAGAAGUCGCCGUUAACUGAAGUUGUUUCCAAUAUGUUUGAGAAAUACGCUCCGUACUGUUCACAAGAUGCGAGAAAAGGGUAUGGUAAGAGAUGCGAGAAUGAGAAGCUUGACGAAGACGAUCCGGAGGGACAAGUGAUACAUGUAGAUUUCGAUCAACGGGAAAUGGAAGGGCUUUAUCUUACCAUGACAGGAAAAUUACCCGCUGAAUCAGAUGUCCCGCUGCCGGACCAGCUUAUUCAUGCCGCUCGUAAAUUUUUCCCAAAACCGCGAGAGCAAAAGGCCUUGGUUGGGAAGAUUUUCUAUCUCAAUGUCAUUCGCAAGUCCCUGCUUGAGAUAACUGAUAACCCAAUCGCACUCCUGCUUCAUCUGCGUCAGAAAAAUAAUUCAUGGCGUAAAGUCGAUAAAGUACCCAAUGUACAGACAAUAAUGCGGAUCGUUUCUCAUAUCCCUCUAGUUUUCAAUUUGCAGGAGGAACAGCCCAAUCGCGUUCAUUCUGUUCGUUAUAUCCAACAGGCUGUGCAGCGCAUAAGCGACGAUGAGUUUGAUUACUUGGUAUCAGUGCUGCCUCACAUGGACUUUUUCAAAUUUCGCAGAAAACAACAUAUUCGUGCUUUUUUAUCAGACGCUGCACAAGGGCUUAUUUCAUCUACUCCUCACCUUUUACGGGCAAUAUCCUCUAAUGCUGCAUACCCGUCCCCAGAUUACGAUUCCAUGAGGCCUUCAGCUUUACUCCGCGGACGUGAAUUAGGCGAGAGGGUCUAUCGACGGAAGACUCCUAUCAAUCGAAAGCUCCAGAUGAACAAAAGUUUGGAACUCUGGAAGCAUUGGAAAGGCGCGUCGAAUGACGUUGUGGUUCUUGCAUGGUCUCCUGAUGGCACGCGCUUUGCUGCUGGCGCUGCAGCUCAGUCCGAUGAGCAUAAUAUGAUGUAUAACCGGAAUAACAAUUUGCUGCUGGGAGACUUAACUUGUAAUUCAUUGAAAGAACUUCCCGAUCACCGUAUCAUGCGGCCCGCACCGCACAAUGUUACGGACCCCAACCUCUACAUGUCUGUCAGUGCUGUCCAUUGGCGUGAUGAUUCGCUCUAUACUGCCAGCUAUGACAGCACUGUUAAGGUAUGGGACGUCUCGACGCAUUCUGGGGCAAGGUGUGUUAAUACCCUCCGACACCAUGGACGGGUUACUGUUAUGGCUGUAUCGAAAUCCGGCACCGUUGCAACGGGCUGUGAUUCCGCCUCUCAUAUCAAACUCUGGAAUAAAUCCGAAGACGGUCGUGAUUACAGCCCCUUUGAACUGGCGUGUCAUCCGACGAAAAACGUGGAAAUGGUACCCUCUUCCCUGACCUGGGGCCCAUUCUCCGCAGAUAACUUUCUUGUCGCCGGGCUGGCUGGGCGCAACGAUGAGAAUUACAGAAAUGGCUAUCUUGCUGUCUGGCAGAUGGGCGAAGCAGCUCCCGUUCCCUUAGCGGUAUCGCCUAAUUCCCAGAACGUGUUUGACGCGGUGUGGCACCCGACGGAGCGCAUUUUUGCAACUGGUAACUCAGUGCCAUUCACAGUUAGUACGCUGGGUCUUGCGAGGUCGACUCGCUCGAUGGUCCGAGUCUACGACCCGCUGAGAUCUAGGGCUUUGAUAUUCUAUGAAUGUCCGGCGCUUGAUAUUAAUGACGUUACCUUUUGUCCCGCUAAUCCCAAUUAUAUCACCGCCAGCUGUACCGAUGGGGUUACGUAUGUGUGGGAUUAUCGAAAUCCUGGCCAAGUUCUUCACAGACUAUGUCACGGCACACCGAUCUUGGAGCAAAAUACAACUGUUUCUCGAGAACAGCAUGAUACCGGGGUGCGCAUGGCGCUGUGGAGGAAUAACUGGAUCGACCAGUUUUAUACCGGGGGUUCGGACGGCGUUCUUAAGAAAUGGAACAUUCUCAGGGCACCGGAGGAUGUACUUGUUGAAAAUACCGCGAGUUUUGAUCAGGGGAUCAUGUCUGGUGCUUUCUCUCCCGAUUUCACCAACUUACUUGUUGGAGAUAGCUGUGGCAGUAUUCAUGUGAUAUCUAGUGCCCCGUUUUCCCGCGAGGGUGGAGAAACUCUGGUCUAUGAGCCUGCUGAUAAAGACAGAGCCUCGGAGGAUGAUGAAAACCUGGGUACCAAAACUGCACAGGAACUCCUCUCUUCCGGCAAGCUGAGUCGCCAUCCCAUAUUUGGCGUUGGCCAGGGUCCUCGCUAUGACGGUCCAUUUGCCGCCUGGGCAAGGGCUCCAGGAACUCCCAGAGAACUCCUGCCAAGUACGCCUCUACUUCCGGACGUCCGGGCUAUGCAGCUCUAUGGGCCGUCCGUUAGUACUCGUCAUCAACUUGAUAGCGACGGCAAGAAACAACUGUCCGCUCGGAUACGGGUGGCCAUAGCUCAGAACCAGCUGCGAGGGAAAAAUAAACGGAAGGGAAGCGAAGAGGCUGCAGAAGAAGCCGCUACGUUCAGGUCUUCUUCUGCCCAUUCCUCUUCAUCUUCUUUUUCGAGACCUCCCCCUCCUUCAAGGUUUUCUACUAUUUCCCCGUCCCUAUUUGUUUCGCAUAGGUAUGCAGACCAUACGCAUCAGUUCAUCAGCAUGCUCUCGGAUGACGAUGAGCCGGGCCCUUCUGUUUCGUAUGCAUCUUCGUCAUCAUCUUCUAUCCGUUCUUCAUCGCGCUCUACGGCUGCAGUUCGGAUAAGGAGCAAAUUACCGUCGACCAGCGCGAGUGCUAUUGAUCUUACGAUUUGUUCUGAGGAUCACGAGGUUGAGAAGCUAUGCGAGCUUAUGGAGGAUGACUACUGGUGGCCGCGCAGUUGCGAUGUGGAUCCGAAUAUUCGCGCAGAAUAG